UCCGCCUGUCUCUCUUUGUCUGGAUUUCUCUCUAACUUGCUGACAUUCAAACUGUGAGGCUCUCAGCGGCAGGUCAUCUCAACCAAAGCAGAAGUAGGACGAGACAUACAAAAAACCACAUUCUGUCUGUCCUUCACAUACGGGUUGAGAAUUAUCCUGUGUAGUAGUCAUUUCAGAGCAUCAUGUGGGACUGUAGUGGCUUGGCUGCAAGUCAGCAUGUCUGAGGAGUCUCUUGUGACGUUCGCCCUUUGACUGGAUGGAGCUCUCUCUUCUGGAAUGUGUCUGAACUUCUUCACCCAAUUUGGACAACCAUCGCAGUCAAGAAACACCCCUUCUCAAAAAAAACAGGUGGAUUUGUUUAACGGGACAGCAACCAAAGAACGUGGCAGAUCUGGAGCUACAAUGAACCUCACGACCACAAUGCCACAGAUAACAAUGAACUUCACAAAUGCAACACAAUCUGACUCAGAUGAGUGUGUGGUUAUUGACAAAAGCAUCAUCAGUGACCUGCUGAUGGCUGUGUACAUUCUUGCUUUUGUCUUUGGUUUGAUCUUCAAUGUCCUUACUCUGGGCCCCAUCUUACAGCAAGUACGGAGCCAAAAUGUACUUGGCAUCUUCCUCCUCAGUCUGUCCCUCUCCGACCUGCUCUUCAUCUUCACCAUGCCGCUUUGGAUCAAUUACUACCACCACGACCACCACUGGAAGCUAGGUGUGACCUCAUGCAGCAUAGCGGGUUUCUUCUACUACUCCAACAUGUACAUCAGCAUCUACCUACUCUGCUGCAUCUCAGUGGACCGCUGCCUGGUGGUCACCUUCCCUCUCCGUUUCAAGACCCACCGCACCUCACGCUACGCCUGGGCACAGUGCCUGUCUGUGUAUGUUGUGGUGAUGGCGCUGCACAUCCUGGUGUUGGUCUAUGACAAUCUUAAGGAUGCCCAUGAUAAUAAUGACCGUUGUUAUGAGACCUUCCCCAUGCCCAAGCCUGUUGCCUUGUUCAACUUGCUGAGAGUGGGCAUUGGCUUCCUGCUGCCCCUUCUGGUGCUGGCAGUGAGCUACUGGAGGGUGCUAUCCAAAGUGGGCCAGAGCCCCGGCAUGAGCGCCCAGGCUAAGAGGAAAGUGCGCUUGCUCUCCUUUGGGGUGAUUGGUAUUUUUUCUGUGUGCUUUGCUCCAUACCACAUCCUCCUGCUGGUACGCUCGCUUGUCUUUUACUUCAGUGACAGCAUAGCUCCUGAUGGGAGUUACUGCAAGUUUGAGCAAAACAUGCACUUCACUUUUUCACUCACACUGGCUCUGUCCAGUCUGAACUGUGUGGUGGACCCUGUGCUGUAUGUGCUGGUCAGCAAUGGAGUCCGAGAAGAGAUUAAACUGUGUUGGAAGAGGCACAGAAGGACACAGACCGAGCAGGGCUGUCCUCUAACUGCAUACAGCAGAAGGACUGUUAGUUCAAAUUUAAUAUGAAGAGGAAUAUGUAUGUAUGUUUGAGUAUACACACAUUUGAGCAUGCAUGUGUAUGUAAGCAUGUACAUGCCUAAGCCGUUUACUCUCAUGUCUUAAUGCUUGGCAGGUGAAUGACUGUUUUAUUUACAUAUAUACAUUACAUCAACGCUUCAUGUCAAGGCAAUCGGGCCUCCUUGGACAUAACUAGAGUGCUACUUUUGAAUUUGUCCAUCACCACGAAGAGGAGUGGGUUGUAUAAGAUGCAUCUCAGAACUCUUUGAUUGGAUUGUUGUCCCAGAUUCUGAUGGAUGGACUCCUCAGGGGCAGCCUCUUCUGCCUCUGGUUGGACACGCUGCAGGUGAAGGGCCCUUGUGUUUUCCCACAGAUCUAUACAAGCAUAUUGUGACUGUGACUGUUGAUGACAUGACACUGUGUGAAUCUGAUAUGGCUCAUUGUCUAUUUAUCUCAAUAACAUGACAAAAACCACACUUGUUUUGCAUGACCAUGUCUUCAGUAUUUGACACAUCCAGUGAAAAAUGUUAA
Molecule: messenger RNA, 1980 nt
Organism: Myripristis murdjan (pinecone soldierfish)
Lineage: Eukaryota; Metazoa; Chordata; Actinopteri; Holocentriformes; Holocentridae
Gene: gpr184
Product: G protein-coupled receptor 184
Exons: 2
Coding region: 277-1458 (393 amino acids)
Biological process (GO): negative regulation of G2/M transition of mitotic cell cycle; G protein-coupled receptor signaling pathway; G1/S transition of mitotic cell cycle
Cellular component (GO): membrane
Molecular function (GO): G protein-coupled receptor activity
Source: RefSeq, a predicted model, not a curated record